Molecule: messenger RNA, 5071 nt
Organism: Sycon ciliatum
Lineage: Eukaryota; Metazoa; Porifera; Calcarea; Leucosolenida; Sycettidae
Product: regulatory-associated protein of mTOR-like
Exons: 34
Coding region: 397-4716 (1439 amino acids)
Biological process (GO): TORC1 signaling; positive regulation of protein serine/threonine kinase activity; positive regulation of cell growth
Cellular component (GO): TORC1 complex; cytoplasm
Molecular function (GO): protein binding; protein-macromolecule adaptor activity
Source: RefSeq, a predicted model, not a curated record
CAUACGCUCUCGUACCGGUGCAUGUGCACGGUCGGUUUACAACUAAACUUUUGUUGAUGCCGCCGGUAGACCUAUGCUAUAGCGCUAUGCGGUACUUUUUUUGUGCAAGUCUGUGACUUUUUUUGAUGAAGUUUCCUCAUUCCAGAUUUGUUGCAAAGUAAUUAGUUGUGUCCUCAACUUUAGCUUUGGCCGUGGACCCUGAGAGAGAGAGAGGAGGCCUGAUAAACUUGCCUUAUCUUUGUUGCUUCACCGGCUACCACUCGAUCUGCGAUUCCGCUGCAUCCCUGUCUUAGUGCGAAGCUCUGGCACGAAAUAAAAAGGCUGUUGGCAUUUUCUCCUGGCGUGAGCACGUCAUUGGUCCUGUCUGUUUAGUGUAGAGUGGGUAGUUUCAGGAGGAUGGCAGCUGCCAUCCCAGCUCCCGGAAUGGAGGAAGUCGAGGACAAUGGCGACGAGCCGGGUGACUGGAAAGUCCCACUCUGCUUCGUGCAGUGUUAUCAUAACGAACCCAUAGUAGGUUGUCCACGAGGCCGCCUGAGCUGGAGGAUGACAGAGAAGGUUCGUACCGUCGGCAUUGUGCUCAACAUGUGUAUGAACAUCGGUGUAGACCCGCCGGAUGUCUAUCGACCGUCACCUUGUGCUAGAGAUGAGUGUUGGACCAAUCCGUUUGCCCUGAAUGCCAACUCAGCACUGGAGACUAUCACUGGCACGCUACAGAAGCAGUAUGAACAAUGGCAGCCACGGGCCAAGUUUCGCAUAUGCCUCGAUCCCACCUUGGAGGAGGUAAAGAAGAACGCGUGCUCUCUACGACGCCAUGCCAAGGAGGAGCGUGUUUUGUUCCACUAUAACGGACACGGUGUCCCUCGGCCAACUCGCAACGGAGAAGUCUGGGUCUUCAAUAAGCACUACACCCAGUAUAUACCUCUAUCCCUGUACGACUUGCAAGACUGGUUGGCAACACCCGCACUCAUGGUCUGGGAAUGCAAUAAUGCCGGUAUAUGUGUGGAGGAAUACGAACAGUUUGCCUCUCAGCAUGAUGAAGACACACGGUCACGUCUGUUGCAGAACAUGAAUGCAACAGCUCCAAGUCCGUACUCUUCAACAAUCCAGCUAGCAGCAUGCGGCGCUGAUGAAACGUUGCCCCUGGAUAACUCUAUUCCUGCCGACCUGUUCACCUCUUGUCUAACCACGCCAAUACGAGCGGCGGUUCUUUGGUGGACAAAGCAGUCCUUUCUUGCAGUUCCAAAUGCCAAGGAUUUCUGCUAUGAGCAAAUUCCUGGUAGAAUCAGUGACCGCCGCACUCCACUUGGUGAACUCAACUGGAUUUUUACUGCUGUGACAGAUACCAUUGCAUGGAAUGUGCUUGACAGAGAGACUUUCCAGUUGUUGUUCCGUCAAGACCAGUUGGUGGCAAGCUUGUUUCGCAACUUUCUUCUUGCUUGCCGCAUACUGUCUACGUACAAUUGCCAUCCAGUCAGCCGACCUCACCUGCCACCUGGGAUAGCCCGUCAUUGGAUGUGGCAAGCAUGGGAUGUCGCUCUGGACGGGUGGAUUCGGCAGAUCUGCGAGGCUCGCAACCCCUCGCUGGCCAUAUAUGAGCCCAGUUCCUUCUUUGCUGAUCACCUGAAGUCUUUCGAGGUCUGGCUGAAGAAUGGAUGGCAGGCGGAUAGACAGCCGGAGCACCUUCCAAUUGUCUUGCAGGUGCUGUUAAGUCCCACGCAUCGUAUCCGUGCCCUGGAAUUGCUUACCCACUUCCUGGAUCUUGGCCAUCACGCCGUGCUAAUGGCGUUGCAAGUCGGAAUCUUUCCCUACGUGUCCAAAUUGUUACAGAGCUCCUCGCGUGACCUGCGUGUCAUGCUCAUCUUCGUCUGGGCCAGGAUUGUUGCUGUGGACCCGUCUGUCCAAACUGACCUUGUCAAGGACAACGGCUUCCGGUACUUCAUCGACGCUCUCAUCGAUUAUAACUCAACCGGGACCAUCUUGCCGGAUCACCUCGCGCAAGCAGCAUUCGUCCUGGCUACUAUCGUCAAUGACUACCCAUUGGGGCAGGAGGUUUGUUCUAACAAUGGCCUGGCUAUAGCACUUGUCAAUCUCCUUCACAUCGACUCGGCGUCGCUGCGCAAGUGGUGUCUGCUAUGCCUGGGCCGUAUGUGGCAGAACAAUGCCAGCACGCGCAACAAAGCUCUUAUCCAGGGUAUCCAUGCCAAGCUCUAUUCCCUCAUUACCGACCAGUCACCGGAGGUUCGCACUGCACUUGUAUUCGCCCUGAGGAUGUACUUGAGCGAAGGCAGCCCGGAAGAAAACCCCGACGAUCCGGAGGCUGUAUUGGAGGACACACCCGAAUCAUUCCGCAGCAUUAUUAUCGAUCAGUCGGUCGGCUCCGUUCUUUCACAGCUUGUGCAUGACGGAUCACCUCUGGUUCGAAUCGAACUUUGCACUGCGCUGGAUCAUCUGGCUUCUAUCUUCCCUGCCGAGUUCGCCCUUGCUGUGGACCAGGUUAAAGCCGAGCAGCGUCAUCUACGUGAUGUUCAAGCCAUUGUUAGUCUGGGCGGUGGCUGGGGCUGCCUUGGGAAUACACCAUCCUCCUCUCCGACCACAUCGACACCAGCUGGCCUGUGCGGUGGUGGUGGUGGUGGUGGUGGUGGUAGCAACAGCAGCACUAGCAGUGGCAACGCGUUUGACUUCAGCCGCAUAAACAACGCUGGACGGACACCCGGUGCCGGUGCGUUGAGCACGACCACCGCUUCAACGGCUAACGCUACAUCAGCAAGUAAUGGUGCAUUGGGCGGUGCGUCAAGCUCUUUGACAAGCGAUGCACCCUCGGAAGAUGACGAUCAUGUGUCGGAUGAUUGGGUGCGAGUACCGCUGAAUCUUACGUUGCUUCCGACCGUUCCCUCGCUUCCGCGCUGGACGCGCGAGAAGUCUCUCUCUCAGGCGCAGGCAUUUCGAUGUCCCUCGCCCUCACCCAUACUCACUCGGCUGAGGGGCUCUCGCUUCAUUGACUCUUUUCCAGAGGAUGCCUUGGCAAUGACAGUGCAGGCUGGUCUGCCUGGUGUUACCCCUCCUCCUCCACAAUGCAAACGUCCAUUGAAUUUCGGUCACUCUCAGCAAAGCUCAACAGCAUCCUGUUCGGAUUCAUUCACAGCACUUCUAGAGACGAAUGAACAAGCUGAGAGCAGUAGCCAGACCCCAUCCCGAUCUACCAGCCCGGCAACGCCAAUGUCAUCUCCAUGUACGCAUACAAUCUUCAAUGCCGUCUCCAGUAUCUUUGGUUCAAUGUGGAGGGCUAUCCUGUUGCUCGGAGAGGAUCCCCAUCCCGAAGUCAGGCGCAUGGGACAAUCUAUUGCAAGCCGCAUACGGGAUUCCAAUGAUGCGUCGUCGGGUGGCCCUUGUUCUCCCGUGGGGUCUCUACAAUCAUCGCCAGGGCAAAAGAUGACUUUCCCGCAGUCCCUACCCAGUAUGGAUGAUCCCCAGCCUCCCAUUAAGCCGUUGCUACGACGACGCGUCAGCUCCCCGAACGCCCGCGCCACCGGCAGCACGUUCACGUUUGACAACGGUGGCAGCACGACACCCAACUCCGGCUCUGUUACUCAUCUUCCGUCGGCGGUUACCGGCGACUCCGUGUCGCGCCUUUUCAGCUUCUCCCGGGCGUCGGUGUCCGUUGUGAACCCUACGGACGCUCCUCUCAACGCGUCGUCGUCGUUGCUGAGUCGCGUCGCCUCGAUUCCCCGUAUGUCCAUGACGGCACCGUCCACGCCGGUUCUGCGAGGCAAACCACCCAUGUUUCCUGACAGUGGUUCAGUAUCAGCUAGGAACUCAGCACACGAUGAUGAUGACCUGGACGACACGGUACUCAUGACUGACUUAUCGUCCGGCUUCAAUGACUGGUGCAAUAUGCAGUUCUCCCGACCGGCCGCUGUGAGAGAUAUUGCGUACGAUCAUCACGGGCCAGUCUACCUGGAGCGACACUGGCGCUACGAGAACAAUCAGAACAUGAGACUGCGCUGCGUCCAGAACAAAGAGAAAUAUGGCGAGGUUCUUCAUCUGGAUGAUCAGCAGUUCUUACGCAAUAGCUCUGAUGCACCGACAGCUAUGCGCUUCCAUCCAUACCAGAGUGAGCUGGUCGUGUCGGAGCGCAAGGGUAUCACUGUGUUCGACAUUGAGAAAGGCGAGAGUCGUAACACUUUUCGCAAUCGACACCCGUCCAACUACAAAAUUGUCACAAUGGACUACAUCAACGCCCACGAUCAUGCGCUGCUCAUGACCGGAACGAGUGACGGCUGUAUUCGACUAUGGCGUAACUACCGGACACCGGGCUCUGAGAGUCUGGUGACAGCAUGGCGUGCCCUCAGUGAACUUAUCCCUAUGCAGAGUGGCGCUACUUCAGGGCUGGUGGUUGACUGGGAACAAGAGAGUGGUGUGUUGUUCGCAUCAGGCUACGUCAAGGUCAUUCGUGUCUGGGACACACAACGGGAGCAGAUCAUACAAGAUAUCCCUACGUGUGCAAACAGCUGCAUCACCAGCAUGGCCAGUGAUGUAGCCGGUAGGUCUUUGCUAAUAGCUGGCUGUGGUGAUGGUACUGUGCGGCUCUAUGAUAGACGACUGCCGGCGAAUAACAGUUUGGUACAUAUGCUGAAGGAACACGCCGGCUGGGUAGUCAAGGUCUAUUUGGAACAAGGAGCAUCGCUCGGCAAGAUCAUCACAGCUAGGUUAGUCUAGCAACUAGCAAGAUGUUACCAUGUCUCCCAUGUGUGUGUCUCAGUUAUUGGAAGUUUUGCCAUGCCUGGGUAUCGCCCUCAUCUCUGGGGUUGCUCCCCACAUUGGCGUUGCGUGCACAUGCUACGAGAUUGAGUUAAAUAAAUAGAAUUAAAGUACCAUGUUGGGAUGUGGGUUUUUUUUCUUUCUUUUCUUUCGCAUGGGCUGGAUCUGGCUUCUGAUUGUGGAAUUUCUUACCCCCGGUACAUAUUGGUGGUCGGUCAGGCUUUUGAGUGUGUUGCGGGCACUUGCCCAUGUGUGUUUGCGCGUUGUUGUAUUCAAUAGAGACUUAGUCGGAGGGAAGCAGAUUUGCACACGA